AUGGAUCCCAUAAAGCGCCAGCCCUCUCGGCCUGAGCCUUUGUGGCGUGACGGAACGCCCGAUUGGGCCGCUUUGGAAAGAACAUCUCGUCCUUCUGCGCCGUCUUCCAGGCCCCAGCCCGAUCCAGUGAUAAUCCCUUCUACAAUUUCUCUCCCUCAUCCUGCGCUACAGAAAGGCCAAAUUGAAAUUCAGACUAUUCAACCGGUCUUCGAAAAUCCGUGGUUGACGUACGAGGCGAUCGUGGUGAUCUCUCAAGGACAGUCAGUCUUUCUGGCCCGACACAGAAAAGACAAAGCGACACUCGUCGAUAUCCAUCUUUUGAAGCAGCAAUUCUCAUCGGUCAAACCAUUGCUGGAAACAAUCAGCCAAGCAUCACACCCCAGCUUUCUAGGUCUGGUGGGGUGCUAUUGUUGGGAGGAGCAGGUAUUUCUGGUCCGGGAGCCAGUAGAGCUCUCGGUAAGUCACAUCCUCGCAUCAAGAUGCACUAUCACUGAGGAUGAAAUUGCUGCAAUUGUUCGGCCGGUCCUCGGAGGAAUUCAAUAUCUGCGCAGUCACGGGAGAGCACUCGCUGCCUUGAGUGCCGAUACUCUUCUACUCACGGAACUCGGUGAGGUCAGGAUCGCGGGAGUGGAGCAUAGUUGCCAAAUCAAUGCAGCCGAGAUGGACGCAGCCACUAUGAAGCUGUUUGCCUUAGCUGAGGUAGUGGAGAGGCUGAUCAUGAAGAAUCCUUCACAAUAUCCAUGGAGCGCCGAGAUAAAAAAUCUGCCUGAAGAGCUGAAAAAAUGCGAUUCACCGGAAAAGCUGCUACGCAACAAAUUGUUCGAGCAAUUGGGGGAUGAGGGCGAACUGAAGAUGCUGGUGAAUGCGGCCAACAAGACUGCUUACCACAAUCUAGAGUCAUACAAGCGCAUAUGA
Messenger RNA from Penicillium griseofulvum, 915 nucleotides. RefSeq lists its product as uncharacterized. The record is from RefSeq and is a predicted model, not a curated record. Lineage: Eukaryota; Fungi; Ascomycota; Eurotiomycetes; Eurotiales; Aspergillaceae. The transcript is spliced from 4 exons. Gene Ontology annotation, cellular component: cytoplasm. The coding region runs from base 1 to 915 and encodes 304 amino acids. Gene Ontology annotation, biological process: MAPK cascade; neuron projection morphogenesis; protein phosphorylation. Gene Ontology annotation, molecular function: protein serine/threonine kinase activity.